CGAAUGCCUUCGCGGGAUCGCCCUGGAAACGCAUUCUCCGGGACCCGGCAGCCGCCAAUGGGAAGGGAACGAGUGCCUCGAACAGGCCAAUAAGGAGGGAGCGGUGCGGGGUUUAAACCCGAGGCGGGGCCGGCUCCUCCUGGCGUGCUGCGGAGGAACGGUUGUUGGUCUGCGGUGGUUCAGGGCCUCCGCUGGUCUGGUGCUCCGGUGUUGUGCUUCUCCCCACUGAGUUGCUGUCUGGUGAAGAGGAAGCCAUGGCGCUCCGAGUCACCAGGAACAUGAAAACUAAUGCUGAAAAUAAGGCGAAGAUCGGUAUGGCAGGCGCAAAGCGUGUGCCUGUGGCCACUGCUGCAGCCUCCAAGCCCGGCCUGAGGCCAAGGACAGCUCUUGGAGACAUUGGUAACAAAGUCAGUGAACAGCUGCAGGCCAAAAUGCCUCUGAAAAAGGAAGCAAAAACUUUAGCUACUGGAAAAGUUAUUGCUAAAAAACUACCAAAACCUCUGGAAAAGGUACCUGAGCCUGAGCCACAGCCACAGCCACAGCCAGAGCGAGAGCCAGAACCUGAGCCUGUUAAAGAAGAAAAACUUUCUCCUGAGCCUAUUUUGGUUGAUACUCCUUCUCCAAGCCCAAUGGAAACAUCUGGAUGUGCCCCUGCAGAAGAAUAUCUGUGUCAGGCUUUCUCUGACGUAAUUCUUGCAGUAAGUGAUGUGGAUGCAGAAGAUGGAGCUGAUCCAAACCUGUGUAGUGAAUAUGUGAAGGAUAUUUAUGCUUAUCUGAGACAACUUGAGGAAGAGCAAGCAGUUAGACCAAAAUACCUACUGGGUCAGGAAGUCACUGGAAACAUGAGAGCCAUCCUGAUUGACUGGCUAGUACAGGUUCAAAUGAAAUUCAGGUUGCUGCAGGAGACCAUGUACAUGACUGUUGCCAUUAUUGAUCGGUUCAUGCAGAAUAAUUGUGUGCCCAAGAAGAUGCUGCAGCUCGUUGGUGUCACUGCCAUGUUUAUUGCAAGCAAAUAUGAAGAAAUGUACCCUCCAGAAAUUGGUGACUUUGCUUUUGUGACUGACAACACUUACACGAAGCACCAAAUCAGACAGAUGGAAAUGAAGAUUCUAAGAGCUUUAAACUUCGGUCUGGGUCGGCCUCUACCCCUGCACUUCCUUCGGAGAGCAUCUAAGAUUGGAGAGGUUGAUGUUGAACAACAUACUUUGGCCAAAUACCUGAUGGAACUAACUAUGUUGGACUAUGAUAUGGUACACUUUCCUCCUUCUCAAAUUGCAGCAGGAGCUUUUUGCUUAGCAUUGAAGAUUCUGGAUAAUGGUGAAUGGACACCAACUCUACAGCAUUACCUAUCAUACACUGAAGAAUCCCUUCUUCCUGUUAUGCAGCACCUGGCUAAGAAUAUAGUCAUGGUAAAUCGAGGGCUUACAAAGCACAUGACUAUCAAGAAUAAGUAUGCCACAUCUAAGCAUGCUAAGAUCAGCACUCUAGCACAGCUGAAUUCUGCACUAGUACAAGACUUAGCCAAGGCUGUGGUAAAGGUGUAACUUGUAAACUUGGAGUACUUUAUCGGCAAAUAAAAUUGGCACCAUGUGCCAUCUGUACAUAAUAAUGUUGCAUUUACUUUUAAUAAAGCUUGUGGCCCUUUUUACUUUUUAAUAGCUUAACUCAUUUGAAUGUGGUUACUUCCUACUCUAGGGUAACCUAAAAUUGUCUUAAAAGGUAUAGCGUGGAAUAUUUUUAAAAACUGUUUUCAGCUUGCCUGGGGACCCAAUUGAUGUAUAUAAUUGUUUCUUAUGUUUAUACCCUUGCUUCUUGUUUUAUGUACCUGGCUUUUACUUUAUUAAUGUGAGGUACUAAGGUGUGGUGAAGGUAUUUAUUAAAACCUUUUACUUUCAUAGGGCAUACUGCAUGUAAGCCAAUUUAUCCUGGAAAAUAGGCUGCCUAGUUCUAUUUUAAAGUAAAAGUCUACCACCUCAUCCCAAGUCCCUAUUUUGUUUCUUCUGGUUGCUGCCAUAAUUCUAAGUGAUUUAUUUUUACCACUAUUUCUUGAGUUAACAGCUUUACCCUAGUAUCUUUUCAAAUUUUUCACUUUGAAAAUGAGAACUUUAAUUUAUAUUCUAUGCCCAGUUUUUGUUCUGUAUUUUUGUGUAUUGGUUAAGAAAAUAAAACAAGAUGCUCAAA
Messenger RNA from Propithecus coquereli (Coquerel's sifaka), 2181 nucleotides. It is a transcript of the gene CCNB1, whose product is annotated as cyclin B1. Gene Ontology annotation, cellular component: cyclin B1-CDK1 complex; mitochondrial matrix; nucleus. The coding region runs from base 255 to 1544 and encodes 429 amino acids. Gene Ontology annotation, molecular function: cyclin-dependent protein serine/threonine kinase regulator activity. NCBI's taxonomy places the organism in Eukaryota, Metazoa, Chordata, Mammalia, Primates, Indriidae. Gene Ontology annotation, biological process: mitotic cell cycle phase transition; mitotic metaphase chromosome alignment; regulation of cyclin-dependent protein serine/threonine kinase activity. The transcript is spliced from 9 exons. The record is from RefSeq and is a predicted model, not a curated record.